UCCACCGACGUGCUCGUUUUCCUUUUUCUUUCUUCCGUGUCCCCGCUCCUUUCCUGGACUACUCUCUCGCGCGAUACCGUCAGCAAAUGCAGAGAGCGAGCGAGUUAAAAAAAAUUUCACUCGAGGAAAAGAUGCGGAACCGCGAUUUUCUAUCGUAUUCGAACAGAAACUGUGCGCCACGUCGCGUUUUCUUAUUCCGUGCUGCCUCUUCGACGUUCUCCGUUGGUCGAUCGGUCACGCACGAUCCGCUUUUGUUCUCCGCGUUCCGGUAUCGAUAAAAAUACCACGCGUUGUCUGUAUUUACAGCGCGGCCGUAUUUUCCUUUUCUUUACUCUGUUCCAUUCGUUGUAUCCACCUAUAUCGUUUAGGUUACUCAACCCUUGCCGCCGUUCGCUUCUCUCCUUCCAUCUUCGUCGCACCGCUCGUGUAAUCGCGCACGAACACACGCACGUUCGCGCGCGCGUUCAAUUACUCCCGACUUGCUUUUUACAGUACCCCUUCUUUCCCCUUUAUCUCUAUCUCUGUUUCUCCCCCACCUCUCCGAGUCUUAAUUCCCAUUUUCCCUUCUUCUCUAUCGCGCGCGUUCGCUCACACGAGCCUACCUGUGCCCGCGAACGUUGCUGCCUCUAGCAACGCACUCGGCGAGUUAAAGGCACGCUCAAACCGUUCGUAGUCGUCGUUCGAGCGUUUCGGAAAAUUUUCGUCGAUCAACGAAAACGAGGAACGAGCAAAAGUUAACAGUCGAAGACUCGACGAAAGCCGGACGAUCGUUUACGAUGGUUUUACAGUGACCGGUUCCGUUGCCGGUCCGUGCUCGUGUGGCGAGUCCUUUAGUCGACUCGCGCGCGUAGAGCGGCGGUGGCGGCGGAAAAGGAGGAGAGGUGGGCGCAAAGCUGUACGUAAGUACGUACUGCCUACCUGAUGUCCCGAGAAGCCGAGAACUCGAGUUAGAGCUCGAGCCAGUCACGUGGUCUCUCGAACACGAAGGAUGUUGUGGGAUCGCGAAGUCAGUUAGCGGCAGUCCGUUCAGCGGACAAGCGAGAGGAACGGAGCGGAGGACGCGCGCUAGCGUGGUGGACCGUCGGUCAGAAGGAAGGGGAAAACGAUGGAGGAACGAGGAAAGAGGAACGAGGUCUCGGGGGACAGAGAAUAGAGAAUAGAGACGAGAUAGUGGAUCGAGGAUACUUGGACCGUGCUCUCGUCGAUCUAACCUGCCGACGUGCCGCUCGGUCAACAACGUUUCGUGCUCGUUAUUUGGACCGAUGUACCGCGUGUCCGAAGGUGUCGUUUCGUAAACUACGUGAAAAUCGUGAGCGAACGAAGGACGAGCAGCGGAGGGGAGAGUGCCGAUUUCGAGGAUCGUGUUCGUGCUCUAACGGAGUAGCGCUCGGCGAAAAGAGCAGCCGAUUCCCGUGAAAAUAUCCGCGUGAAAAGCGAACAGAGGCGGAGAAAGUAGGCUGGAAAGAGAAGAAACGUUGGAAUCGGUGUGGAAAGGAAAACAAAGAGAAGGUAUCGGUCGGCGGAUCGGCGCACCUGACCGUUGGUAACGCGUGUUCGGUUCGGCUCGCCUCGCCUCGCUUCGGAGUUCCGUUUCGCGCGAACAAAGCUCCGUUUCGUGGCAAACGCGUGGAGCGCUGGGUCACGCUCUACCGUGAAAAGCAAACCGUAGCGUCGCGACGCGAUCGUCCGGUAGCGAUCCAGCGAUGCGUCGCAUGAACACGGCGAAUUUCGAACCGUGACUCAACCACGAUUGCGACGAUUCAUCGUUGACGUAACCUGCUCGCGACGUUUGCUCCGAUGGUGCGAUCGGGACGUCCAAGAUAAUCGAACGCCGUUAUCUCGGACAACCUCGAUUCGAUUCAGCCGCGGAUAAGAUGCUCGUUACGCCGAAGGUGUCCGCGUGAAGGCGUCGUCGUUGUCGAACGGAAGCGAUCGUAAAGCGAUAAAGAUGCAGUUGGCAGCGACGCAGAGAGCACACCCGCCACCGGUACCUCCGCGACCGAGCAGGCAGGUGGUCGCGGAGGCCCUUAAAAGAUCCCCAAGGCCGCCCUGUCCGACCAGACAGGCACCGCCGCCGCCCAACGCCAAACCCUGGAGAUCCGAUCGGGAACGAUCGGCCAACGAUAAGCAACAGCGGCUGGGCCCGGCUCCCGGUCGAACGGUCGUCUACGAGUCGAUCAAGGAACCGCCAGGGUCCAAAGAAACCACCGACGAGAGCAACGAUCGCUCGGCUCGAAUCGUCGUCGACGAGGAACCCGGUCGGGUCAGCGCGAGUGAAAGGUGCGACGAGGAGGAGGAGGAUCGCCGUGGAAGAAAUCCACCGCGGGAAAGGCGGCACCGUGCCGUCGAGCAACAGCGUCGCGAAAAUCCCGGCGAAUCGACCUGCGUCGCCGACAAAUCUACUCGCCCGGCGCUCUCGGAACGAUCCGUCGAUCGUCGUACUCCCGAUCGAGACGAUUCUUCCCCGGACGAUUCGACGUUCAAGGAAAGAUUCGAGCGCAAAGAGGACACCGCGUCGUUUCCCGAUGCCAGAAACGAGAAGGACGACGUUACGAAAACCCCCGUCAAAGCGAACGUGUCGUUCGACGACGAGCGUCCUUGUCCGACCACGGGUUCGGAGUCCGGCGGCGAAAAAUCGAGGGCGAAUCGGGAAAACGAACUCGACGCUCGACCGACGCCUGCUCAGAGGUCUUGUCUGGCGAAACAAAGGGACGUCGCGACGAAGAAAAGUUUGGACGCGCGAACGAACGCGGAAGACUCGAGGACAAACGAAAACGGCAAAUCCGCCGCGAACGUUGAUCGUUCCACGGUGAUCGUCGUCGACGAAUCAGAGCGUAAAGCGGAAUCGAACGAUCUCGACGAGGACGGCGACGACUACGACGACGAGGAGCGCGACGGUGAAAAUAUUCGUAGACAGGACUGGCUGGAAGCUGGCGUUCCCUAUUCGUCGACGCGGAUCAGGUUGUCGGGCGACGACGGCGAUAGAGUCAACGGACUUGAUCGCUGCGAGAACGAGAAAGUCGGUGAUCUUAAUAUCCUCAGUAUACAGGAGAGGAUCGCGAUGUCUUCCUUGCAAGGUCUACCCCCGUUACCGAGAAGUCUCAGCGGAUUCAAUUUGACCGGUGGUCGAAGCGAGGGAUGCGAACCACCGCCACCGCCUACCAGAUCCUCCAGUAAAACGCAAAGAGGCGGUAAAGCUUCGAUCCAGUCAUCCUCCAGGCCAUCGCCACCUGCUAGACAGCUCACCACGCUGGAUACUCAACUGGCCAUACUCAGGAGAGAAAUGUUCGGACUACGACAACUGGAUCUUUCGUUGCUGUCGCAACUUUGGUCCUUGAACGAGUCUAUUCAAGAAUUUCGGCAACUGUUGCAAGAACAAGAGGACAGGGCGCCAUCUCCUUCGCCCAGCAGCGAAGAAGGAGACGACACUUCGUACGGGACCCAUCCUCCGCCUCCACCGAGAAGACCAGCUCCCGGUAUACACCUUCACAGACCACCUAGGCCACCGAGACCACCUAGACCGCCUCCCAGCGACGAGUCACCCUCCAGCGAGGAAUACGGAGCCGUUUGACGCCUUGCUCGAACGAACUGUUCGCAUUCCAGAACGUCCCCGUUACCGCGUUUCUGAACCAUCGUUCUUUAAACUCCAUUACUCGUCGCGAAGAUCCACGAGAGAUCUCGUCGACGAUUGUUUUAGAUAAAAUUAAAGAUCGAUCUAACCGUAGAAACUUUUGGAAUGCGAUGUAACGUAUCGUUACAAAGAACUCGUUGGUGUUCGAAGGUACCUGGAACAUUUCAUUACGGAAACAUCGCAGAUUCGAUUGUUCGAAGAACGCGUUUUCUGAUUGCUACAUAAAUUCUAUAGAUAUUAGAUAUUUAACAAAUGAAAACAUACCGUUCGUUGACCCACGAAACUAUCAAUGUCAAUCCAAAAAACAACGAUCCUCUAUACAUAUACAUAUAGAUAGAUAGAUAGAUAGAUAGAUAUAGAUAUAUACAUAUAUCUCGUACUAAGUAAGGGUAAAAGUUUAUUGUCCUCGAUGAGAACUAUUUCAGUUCCACGUACUCUUUUCUCUAUUUGUGAUAGCAGUCGAAGGGGCCUUUGAUUAACUAUAAAUAGAUAUUUGUUUGUGCUAAUUAAGAUUUUUCCGCGAUCAUUGGUUGAAAGACAGCUACAGAGGAUCCGAGCCUACGGCACGAAAAACGGCUAGUGAGUUCCAAAGAAUCGUGUUCAAAAAUCCUCUCUUCCACGUUUCUUCGCUAUUACGUCCAUUACAGAGUUUUCUUUCUUGUUCGUGUACGCACGAUUGCCCGCGUCACGACACGACUUGGACAGAUUUAUAUAGAUUAAUUCGAGUGUGUAAAGUUUAAUUAAGAGAAGAACGACAGAUGCAAAUAAAAGAAAAUGUAAUUUAAA
This is a messenger RNA of Megachile rotundata (alfalfa leafcutting bee), 4417 nucleotides long. Its product is annotated as protein FAM89A. Lineage: Eukaryota; Metazoa; Arthropoda; Insecta; Hymenoptera; Megachilidae. The record is from RefSeq and is a predicted model, not a curated record.